AUGCUAGAGUAUGAAGAAGACAUCCACAAGCAAAUAGAAGGACAAAGCUUCUUGCUUGUCAUGGGAGGUGGACUAAACAUUCAAAGUGCUAUCAACAGGUGUAUCGAUCCAUACCUGAAUGCAAAUAGCUUUGUGCUGCUGAUUAACUUUGGAGAUGAGGACAAAGAAUUCGUUCUUGGAGUUGAAUCUCCACAUAUGCAUAAUGUAGGAAUGCAUCCUAGGAAGAGUCGAACACAGAUGUAUCAGACAGGUGGUGUGUAUGUUGCUGGGAGUCGUGUGUUUAUUUCUGAUAUGCUCGAUGGAACAAUUGAUGCUAAGAAAGUUAAUUGCUUGAUCAUAUGCAAUGCAGAGACAAUGACAGAAGCAUCUCCAGAGUCUUUUAUUAUACAUAUUUUUCGAUCCAAAAAUGCAGAUGGACACAUCAAAGCAUUUUCAGAAUCACCUGUUCACCUUGCACUUGGAUUUUCUCCUCUAGCCAAGAAACUGAGGUGUCUCAAAGUGAGUAAGGUGUUGUUCUUUCCUAGAUUCCAUUCAAAGGUUGAGAAGUCUUUGAAUACAGAUCUGGAUAUUGAAGAGAUCAAAUUUAAGAUGCCAAAGAAAGUCGGAGAAAUUCAGGUAGUCUUGAUGGAAAUCAUAGACAGUCUUUUAAAGCUAGUACUGAAAGGAAACGACAGAGAUCAGAUCAAUUCAGGAAUGAUCAUAUCCGGAAAUAUCUACAGGAUAUUCAAGCAUUUGAAAAUAUUGCCAGUCAAUAAUACAUGGAAUAAUGGUUCAGGAAGUGUGAUUGAUGAUCUAUGUGAGAUGAAGACACUUGUGUUUUUUCUGUUUUCUUGUGAUCCUGGCUCAUUGUACAAGUAUGUGGGCAACAUGGUAAAAAGGCAGAUUGAGCUGGGCAAGAACAGCACCUGGUUAAAUUUAGAUGCUUCCCAUGUACUGGUUGAUAAGGCAAGAGAACUAUUUCAUGAUGCAAUUCAAAAAUCUGAUUAUUCAAUUACAUGUGGUGAAAGUAUCUUGAAUCAAAAGCAUAAACGUAUUGAUAUUCAAAAUGAGAUUGAGAUUCUACAAACGCUUCCUGAAGAUGCUCUCAAGAUAUUCUACAGACUAAAUCCAAAAAUGAACAAAUUACUUGAAAUCAUUGAACAGUCGAGCGAUGUUAGAAUGAUCAUAUUGGUUUCAAACAAUCAAGUUAAAGACUCUUUGCUAAGUGUAUUUGCAUUAUAUCGUCAUGUAAAUAAUGAUGAAUGUGCUUCACUAGACACAAUUAGAGUCUUAACACACCAUGAAUUCAAAUAUGACACUCAUGAUUAUGAAUGCGCAGUCUUGUUUGAGUCGAGUCAAGACAGCAUAAGAAAAAUCGAGCGGUAUGGAACAACUCAUUCAAUAAAAGCAUACUUCCUGAUGUAUAGUAACUCACUAGAGGAGCACAGGUAUCUUGAAGAAAUAAGGAUGGAGAAGCAAUGCUUUGAGAAGUUGAUUGAGGAAAGAUCCCGACUUCCAUUAUGUCUGGAUAAUCUUGAAGACCAGAUUGAUCUUGAAGAUGAGUGCAUUGAUAGGAAAUAUACAGUAGUGGUUGACUCUAGGGAGCUGAGAGCUGAAUUGCCAUUUUUUCUAUUCAGGACAAAGAACGUGCUGCAUGUGUCGACACUUUCAAUUGGAGACUAUCUGUUGAGUCCAUCGAUAUGCAUUGAAAGAAAGUCAAUUGCAGAUUUUCAGUCGUCAUUGAGUAGUGGAAGACUGUAUGCACAGGCAAGUAUGAUGUGUUACAGAUAUGCAUUUCCUAUAUUACUUCUUGAAUUUGAUGGAAGGCCGUGUCUGUCUGAUUACUACAGAUACGAACAGGAUACAUUUAGAAAUAGUAUUUUAUGCAAGUUUGUACUGCUUCUGUUUAAUUUUGGGACAUUGCGUGUUGUGUGGUCUGAUUGCAGGCUUUUUUCUGUGAAGGUUAUAAGGGAUCUUCAGAGGAAGGAGUGUUUGGAUGAAGUGCAGGAAAUGGAAGUUGGGAUGAAUCCUGAGCUUGUGGAUGUGCUUCUCAGCAUUCCUGGUAUUACCCAAUUUAAUAUAUGGAAGGUAAGGAAGGGAUUCCGAAGCCUGAGAGAUCUUGCAUUUUCAACAAUGGAGCGCCUUAAAAGUGUGCUUGGAGAGAAGAUCUCAGUGAUGGUGCACAAGUUUUUCAGACAAGCGGUUGUUGUGAGCAAAAUAAGCUUGAAAGAAGUUGAUCAAUGUCAAUAUGCAACAGAUUAUGAGUCUGAACAGAAACGCAGGCUUAUAUAA
This is a messenger RNA of Ordospora colligata OC4, 2271 nucleotides long. RefSeq names its product ERCC4-type nuclease. The record is from RefSeq and is a predicted model, not a curated record. Lineage: Eukaryota; Fungi; Microsporidia; Ordosporidae. Bases 1 to 2271 code for a protein of 756 amino acids. Gene Ontology annotation, molecular function: single-stranded DNA endonuclease activity; damaged DNA binding; single-stranded DNA binding. The transcript has a single exon. Gene Ontology annotation, cellular component: nucleotide-excision repair factor 1 complex. Gene Ontology annotation, biological process: nucleotide-excision repair involved in interstrand cross-link repair; resolution of meiotic recombination intermediates; double-strand break repair via homologous recombination.